AUGGCAGUCAGGGCACUUCUUGUAGUAUGCAUUGCGCUCCUCAUUGCGACUUCCGCGCUAGCUCAGCGUGGUCCGCCUGGCGGAGGCCCUCCCGGAGGCCAGCAGCCCGGAGGGGCGCGCGGAGGACCUGGCGGGCCUGGCGGACCCGGCGGACCCGGCGGGCCUGGCGGGCCUGGCGGACCUGAUGGCCCGCGCGGUCCUCCGCUGAACUUGACCGUCGUCGGCAAUCUGACGGGGGACGUUGGUGCGCGAUUGGCUAAUUGCUCCGCGGAUCCAACGUUUCUCGACGGCCGCUUUCACCUCGCCAUCUUCAAGAACGCGAGCGGAAAUUACAACCUGGCGGUCGACGCGCUCCUCGUAGGCGCCACGGGCGGGCCGCCCGACUCCCUCGCGAUCGUGCAGGGCGCCGUCUGCGACUCUUCCGCCUCUGCCGCCGCGGUUCUCUCGUUGCCUGUGGCGGCAUCUGACUGGCAGCAGCGCGACGGCUGGUGGCUGCUGCACGCGGAGGCGCGGCUCGAUGCGUUCCUCGAAAACGCGGACGCCGCCACCGUCGACGCGCUCCUCGCGCUCCUCCCCAACGCGACGCUCCCUUCGGCACGCGGCGGCGGCCGCGGCAGUGGUUCUGCAGGCGGCUUCCCAGGCGCUGGGGGUGCCGGGGGGAUGAUGGGGGGUGGCGGGGUGAAUGCGACUGUGAGUGGGUAUGCCGUGUUGGCCACUGCCACUGCGGGGGGUGUGACGUGGGGCGGCCAGCUCAUGGGCGUCAAACUGCCCUCCGUCGGCGCCUGA
This is a messenger RNA of Closterium sp. Yama58-4, 786 nucleotides long. NCBI's taxonomy places the organism in Eukaryota, Viridiplantae, Streptophyta, Zygnematophyceae, Desmidiales, Closteriaceae. The record is from the annotation of a GenBank genome assembly.